CACAUUCUUCAAACGUUUCACUUCCUGAAAAUCUGGCAUUAACAUUUCUGUCAAAAUAUGAUCUAAAGGAGACAACCAUUGCGGUAAGAGAUGUCUAACAUAAUUCCAAUGGUGUCAUCAUCCCCUCCACCAAUGGAUGAGGGUGGAGGGUUUGAAUGGGAUGAUGAUGAUGAUGAUUUUGGAACAUUCACAUCAGCAAGUGACAACAGUUUUGCUCAGUCAGCAGAAACACCUAGUAAUGAGGACACUAGGUCCCAUGACCAUUUCAACUCGGGACCACACAAAAACGACAUGGGAGGAUUUGCAGACUUUGGGUCAUUCUCAAGUAAGGAAAUGCCAGAUUCAGUGAAUAAAACUGUACCAAAUGAUCAUAGACCAGAAUCAAUUAGCAUUUCUCAAAAAACAUCUGAACAUAAAGAAACUAAUUUUGUUAAUGCAGAAAGUAAUAAUAAUCACACUGUAAAUGGUCCAUUGGUAGAUUCAGGUGUGUACAGUUCAAACGUGUCACCUAUACAAUAUACUGAACAUUCAGGAUCACAAAACAACUUAGAAAGCACUGUUAAUGGUAGUAUUGCAGCUAAAACUGAGUCACUACAUGAAUCAUCAUGUAACUUGGAUAAUUCAGAAAACACUGCAGAUGAAACAGAAAGAUCAUGUGCAGAAACUAACACUGAUACAGGGAGUUCAGUUCCAUGUAAGGAAGGUUCAUCAGCAACUCAGGAAAAUGUCAAUGUAAUUGUCAAUUCAGACUCAAAUGGAGAACAUGAAUUACAAGGCGAUUCUGUUAAGUGCAUUCCACCGAAAGUCAUUCCUGACGAUGACCAUAUGCAUAUAUCAGGUAGUGCAGUGACUGAGGAAGAAAUGAGAGAAGGUGAGAAGGAUAUUAGUGCUAAUGUUGUGAUAUCAAAUUGUGAUGAUUCAUGUAGUCAGGAUUCAGACACAAAGUCAUUUAAUGAUGUAAAUUCCCAUUCAGUCUCAAAUGUUGUUCAUCAGGAAUCUGGUCAUGGUCUUGGUCGAAAUAUAAGUCAGACAGAUCUCACUGCAGAUUCUUGUAAUGCUGGAGUAAGAAAUGAAGGCGAGUUUGAAGCUGAAAAUAGUUCUCACUUUGGAGAUACAAAUUUUGCAAACCAGGUUGAAAACAAUGUUGAAGAUACAAAAAGUUCAGUAAAUAGAACUGAAUGCAAGUGUGAAAAUGACAGUGGUGUAAUUGCUGAUGGUUCUAAUUUAGUGGACCAAGAAAGUAAUAUUCAAGAAGAUUUAAAAUGCAGUGCUGUGAAUUCUGAAGAACAAAAAGAUUCUGUUAAAGAAGAGUCAGUUAGUAGCAUUGAAAUAAGCACUCCCGUUAAAAGUGUAGAAUCAGAAACUAAAAGUGACAAGUCAGAAAAUUUAAACAUAAGUAAUCAGUUCAGCCAAGAGGAGAUCAAAUUUGUUCAUGGCCAGGACGAAAAUGACAAAAACACAGAAAACGCAGCACAUUCAUUUGACCAUGAUUCUGAAAAUGCUAGUGUUGAAGAUGGGAUUAACAACAAUGAAAGUGCAGUAGAAGUCACUUCCAAUGUUGCCAGUGAUAUUGUUGCAGUUUUAGAGUCCGAAAACCAUGAUGAAAAUAGGACUUACCAAAAGGAAAAUGAUAACAUGUGUAUUUUGGAAGAUAAUUCAAAACCUGAAGAUAAUGUUAAACAAUUAGAUAAUGUUGAAGAGGACAUGGAACCCUCUGAGGCCCAUUUAAAAGGAGAUAAUAUGCCUGUCAGUGAUAAUUGUAAUGAGAGUUUGGAUGACAAUGAUGGUUUUAGUGAUUUCAGUGAAUCAGUCAACAAAAGAGUAAAAGAUGGAUCUAAUUCUGAAAGUACUGAAAACAGUAAUGAUGGCUUUGGUGAUUUCAGUACAACACCAGUUCAUACAGAAGAAGAAUUUAACUCAAGUUCUGAUAAGAAACAAGACGUAAAUAGCUCAUUUAAUGAUGGAGAUGAUGAAGAUGAUUUUGGAGACUUUAAUGCAAGUUUUGAUGUCAAGCCAGAUUCCAGUAUCUCUGCAGUGGCUGAUGACAAGGAUGACUUUGGAGAUUUUAAUGCAAGUUUUACUGAAAAGGAAGAUGACAAAGAACUUCCAUCAGGUGAUGGCUUUGGUGAUUUCAGUGCAACUUUUGAUAGUGUACCCACUGCUAGUGAACAGACCAGUGAUUGGGCAGCAUUUUCCGAGCCCCAGACAGUGAUCAAGGAUGACAUUGAUGAUGCUGAUGAUUGGGCAGGCUUUGAAGAUGAGGAAUCUAGUGCCCCGCCUCAGUUUGAAACAGUCACUUCUACCAGCAAGAUGGAGGAGAUUGAGAAAGCUUCUCCAGACCUAGGGAAUAUGACAAAACAUGAGAAACUAUUGUAUGCAGUGACCAGAUGUUUCCCAGCUUUUGUCUCUGACUUGGAAGUGUGUGAUCUCAACCUGGCCGAAUUGAAUGAUUUGCAGAUGGAUAGUUAUUCUCGAGUGUGGGGUGAGGUAAAGGGACAACAGACAACAGAGGCUCUAUCAUAUCAGUGGACCAAGUCUUUGUGGAAUACUCAACUGUUUACCACACUGCAUAUUGACACCAAAAAUAUUCUGAUAGGACACAAGAAGGCCCCGGUGCCAGUGUUUGCAGCCGGUCUCACCUUGCUAGAACCUACUAAAGGACAAGCACUUCUCAAACCUGAUGUCCUGGUCGACACAUCGAAAUCUGACCCAUCUCUCACGUCACAUUCUCAGAUACCAGCCACCACUGUUCCGAUGCCAAACAAAAAUGAAUCAAUACCAGCCGCCCAGUUUGAUUGGAGCAGCAGCGGACUAACAAACCCUUUAGAAGCAAACAAUAAAACUUUGAAUUUGGAUUUUCUAAUUCAGGACCAAGCCACAAAAAGUAAUGCAUUAGAGUCAGAAUUUUUAUCAACCAAUGAGUCUCCAGUUCACAAACCAGCCAUUCAACCACUAGAAAACAUAUUAGCCAAUCUGAAGACUAGCUCCACAUUCAAACCGACCAAUCAGAAUGAAGAUAUUAGCAAGGAAGCAACCAAAGUUCUCCUAUCACUGCCAGACUUGGUGUUCAUGAAGUCUAAAGUGCUAAUGUUUCCAGUAAAAAUGGGUGGAUCUGAAAACUGACAGAGAUGCGUUGUGGAAUUAUUAUUUAUUAUGAAUUUGUUAAAGUAGAAAAAACUCAUUUUUUAAAGCAGCAGACUGAUGUGUAUUAAAUCUACAUGUAAAAUUUAAAUUGUAAAAUUUUUAUAUCUGUUUUGUGCAUUUUGUAAAGAGUAUGUUGUUCUGUUCAUGUAGAACAAUUUUAUUUUGAUUAAUUUGAAAUUAACAGUAUUACAUAAACAACUAAAAUGUUUGAAAACUGAUCAUUUAUUAGUACCAUAGUAAUUUUAAAUUUUAAGACAUUUCUUUUCAAUUAAGAAAUAAUAUAUCUCAUCCAGUGAUUUGUCGUUGAAUAAAUCAUUGUUUGGAGUUCAGAUGCGAAGGAAUUAUAUCACGAGGGCGGAGCCCGAGUGAUAUAAUAAUAUGCAUCUUAACGACAAACAAUGAUUUAUUCAAGAGCAAAUCACUAAAUGAGAUAUAUUAUUUCGAUUCUGACACAUUACCAAGGAUUUUUAAGUAUAUCCUUGACGCCAUUCAUUAAAUAUUUGCCCGUUUUCAAUCGGUUUCUUUUCCAGCGCGCUGCUAUGCCGUUUAAUGCCAUGACAUAAUAAUUGUGACGUCAGAACAGUGAUUUGUUGUAUAAUAAUUCUCUGUUUUCUGCCUUCUUUGUUUAAUAGGAAAAUUAAUUGGAUCGUGUUAGAAUGAAUUUUUGUAGAUGCUUUUUAGUGAGUUAUUGAAAUACAAUCUUUAGAAUGAAAUAUUUCAAAUAAUUUCCCAGUGAAAAAUAUAAAAUAUUAAAAAAUUGGUUAAAAGCAUUGAAAAACAUGAAAUGGAAUGAAAGUUUUAUAUAUGUAAGAUCAUAUGUCUUUUCUCUCAGGAGCAACAGAUCUUACAUUUUCACUUGUUACAUAGCUACUGGUUAGUGCUAAAGGCAGUACUGAUGUUAUUGGGUACCUAUGUUAAACCUAAUCCUAACCUUUAGUCAGUGUAAUAUGUGCGUACAUCCAAUAGAGGUGAUUUAAUGUUGGCGUACUGCCUUUAGCUUGCUCAUAAUAAUAUUACAUCUGAUGUUCACACUAUGAAGAUAUUUUAAUCUUAUACUGAAACAAAUGUUUGCUAUACCCGUCACACAAGCAAAAAUACUUUACUCUUUGCUUGUGAAGGAGGAAUGUUACCUACUGAAUGAUCUGUUUAAUUGAUUUUUGUCUCCUGUUAUACAUUAUCAAUAAAGAGAUCAAAGGGCUAUGUUUCUGACCAAAAGGUGAAAUACAUACUUAUAUUAAAACAAAUAAAAUCAUUUUAGAAACAAGUUUCAAACUCGUACAGAAAAAUAAUUUAUUGUUCACCAGGCUGUUAUGUAAAUGUUAGAUUGUUUCAUUAUAUUAUAUCUAGGUUUUUGUUGGAACGUUCUUGCUCUGUACUAUGAUAUUUUGUAUUUGGACCAAGUGUUGUUCUAAAGUUUCCACUUCUACAUUGCACUUGUUAAAUUUACACUUUGUGUCUGCCUGUUCACAUAGUUGCUUGGUCUGAUAAUAAUGUUUCAUUUGAUGAAGUUAUCCUAUUGUAUCCAGUUUUGUGAUGUUUCCUAUGACAGUUGUGCAUCUCUUAUGAUAAUACAGCCAAACCUGUGGCAGAAAACACUGGCACUAUUUCAAAAUAAUUUCACUGACAUUUUCCUUGCAUAAUCUACAAUCUUUUUAAGCAAGCAGGGUAACUCGGGUGAGCGAUCAAGGGCCUUUUUAUCAAAUAAAUGUCAGUUUAAUCGCAAAAUGUAUAAUUCCUAUAUUUCGAAGGUUUUUGCAUGAAGAUGUUGCUUUUCUCCUUGCUAAGAUAUCCUGAAAGUUUUGUAACAAUCCAUUCUCAAAUAAAGUCAAAUUUUAACUGUAAAAAGAUGGUGUCAAAAAUGCAAAUACCACUAUUAAAAUCAUUUUUAGACAAUAGAUUUAAAACUAAUCAAAAUAUUUUGAAAAUUAAAAAUGUUUUUGUUACCACUCUCAGUUCUUUAGAAUGAUAUAUAAUGUCAAUGGUGUAGUUCAAUAGACGAAGAGAAUAUGCCAGUUUAACAUGUUGGGCAAUCACUAUCACUUGAUAGGUUCACCAAAAUGUGCCAGACUUUUUUAAUGGGCUAUUCGGCAUGUCCUACAGAUAUACCGAAUUGAUGCACCUGCAACUUUCCUGAAUGAAACAAUUUCAAAUUGGUACACUAGACCAACUCUGGAUAGACACUUGUGCCCAUUCUUUGUUAUGGAAAAGACAGAUCAGACAGUAAUUUGUGAUUUUUGAAAGAGCAAGCCUUGUGUGAUAGAUAAAAAAACAGACACAACAGAAAAAGUUGGAUUAUUCUGGCAUUAUAAUUCAUCAGAGAUGUCGGCAUUGUAACUACUUAAGCCUUAGUAACUAUUGGAAUAUUUGCUUGCCAUUAUUUCUUGUCCGAAGUUCAUAAAAUGUUUUCAUAUUGUGUAUAUUCCAUAUAAGUGUGUAUAGAAAGUAAAAUGCACUUUCAUUUUACUUUGCUGUCAAGAAAUUGCUGAUAAUUGAGAAAUUUCUUGUUCUUGUUUAUAUGUUGGACCAUACCCAUUCUUGUAAUUUGUAUAAAUAAUGUUAUAUUGUAUAUAUAGAUAUUUAUGACCUUCAAUAGUGUAUAUUUUGUAAAUAAUGUUAAAUCUCUAGUCAGAUCUCUUAUAGAAUAUCAGUGUUGUGACUUUAUAUGGCAUUGUUCACCUAUUUUAUUUAAAAUUUAAACAAUUUGCUUAAUAUUUCUGUGUAAAUGGUCAGUGAACAGUUUGUUGAUUUGUUAGACACCCAAUAAACCACAGAUUUCAAAAUUUUAGAUUGCAAAUAUAGUUUACACCUGUAGGUUGGACAGUAAAAAGUAGGAGAACUACAGAGAUAAAUUGUCCAUACAUAUGAAUGGAUGAUAGAGAUACAGUAGGAAUAAAUAUCACAUAGCUGUCCUGGUUAUAUGACACACAGAUUUAAUAUAAAAUUGUUCCAUUGAAAGUCAUUUUGAUUUGCUAUAAUGUAAAGGAACUUUUCUGCAGAUUGGCACUCCUGUAAACAUAGACGCCUGUAAAGUUAUGACUGAGUAUGCCAACUUGUGUCAAACUUGGCACAUAUCUCUUUAAAUCAUACUGAAAAUGUUUUGAAGGUCAUUGGAAUUGCUGUCAUUUCUGUCCUGAAAUGUCAUAGUGUAUAGACCAUUGUAACAAUUUUUCAUGUACCACAUAAUGAUUAUUUUUUUGCAAGCCUAUAAAAAUUCAUAAGUAUGUUGGAAUAAAUCAUCUUUAUUUGCUUUAAGGACCUUGACCAGAUGUGUUUGUCUUGGCCAUUGUCAUAAUUUAGAAAUUCAUUAUUUGGUCAUUUGAUAAAGAGCUUGCAAUUUCAUACUUAUACAGGUAUGGGGUAUUUAUAGAAUAAUACAUAAGUAUGGAAAUCUAACUACAUGUAUACUUCAAGUCAUUUGAAUAUCCCUAACUUUAAUUUGUGUCUAAUGUAUCAAAAAGUUCUGCUAUUUGGAUAGAAUUUAGCUGUACAAAUUUUCAAAUAUGUACAGCGAAAUUCUGCCCAAAUAGCAAAACAUAUGUAUUAAUUCUGUUUAAAACUGUAUGUAUUUAUUUAUGUGAAGUGAGACAUUGAUAACAGUUAAAAAAAAUUUUAGCAAGAAGUUAUUUCUAUGUAUAGAUAUUUUCUGCUUUUACAAUAGUCUCUAUUGUUUCAGUUUAGAUUGGUGUUAUUUGCUUUUAUCUUGCAUCAUUUUUCAUCACUCUCUGAAUAUUUGUUCAAUAUUAUUGCAUUGUUUAACUACUAAUGCUUCAGAUAAAAAGGAAAAUGAUGAUUUGUACAAAUUUAUAUUUUAAUUGGAAAUUUCAACAUUCCAUUAUUCAAGAUCUGUGUUAAUUCUGUGUUAAUUUUGUUAAUAUUUGAUUGUUAACAUGCCGUUAUUUAUUGUUUUCAUCUUUUGCUGUAUUUUCAGUUUUAUAAGAAAUGUAAUACUUGAGUUCUCACUUUAAAAAUAGUAGUCCAGAUCAUUGUGAUGAAAAUUUUGCAGAGGUAAAGAGUCAAUAAUAGGUACUAGAGUAUGUGUUUUAGUUUUAACACAUCAAGUUAAGAUUUAGAAUAUGUGCAAUAUGUUAAGACAGAGGAAUUGUAUGUUAGCUGAGUCAACAAAUUGAUUUUAAAAUUAGAACAUGGGAUACAUAAAGGUCUUACACAACCUAUAUAAUUUUGCUAAAUGUUUUUCUUGACCUAAUAGUUCAAAAUCAGGUUCUAGCAAUUUCUUAUCUUCUGAUUUCUAGUUCCUAGUUAAGGACUGGACUUACACAUUUUUGUAUAACAUUGAUUUAAUGAGUCAAUUUGUUAUUGUAGUCAUCUGUCUCACAGAGGAGCAUUUUUAUAAGUAAAUUCUUUUAUGACAAAACCUUGUUGUGACCAAAACUUUUAUGUAGAAGAUAAAAUUUUAUAAACAUACAGAUAUUUUUAUCAUCGGUGGUAUACACGGGGCACAAUAAAGAACCAGACUGUAUAUAUGCAAAGAGCUAGGCUAAGUUAGCCGGACAGGCCUAAAAGGAUUUCUCUCUAUCCAUUCUGGGGGCUUUAUCUUACUCUUUCCCUCUGGUCAGGUCGCUCUGUUUCUGUACUAAUAGAGGAUGAAUUUCGCUCCCUGUGUGGCUGCGUUUGUGCUAUGUAAAGCGCCUUUGAACAUGUUUAUCAUGAAAAAGAUGUUAUAUAAAUCUGGUAUAAUAAUAAUAUAAUAAUAAUAAUAAUCUGUUAAACAAAUAUUUGCGGGCCUCUGUUGCUGAGUGAUUAAGAAGGCUGACUUUGAAUCACUUGCUGAUGUCAGUUCGAGCCUUACUCGUGGCGCUGAAUUCUUAAUGCGAGGAAGCCUUCCAGCCGGCUUACGAAAGUUAGAUUGUUUUACUCAGGUGCCCGCCCGUGAUGAAAUAAUGCAUGGAGGUGUACAUUAGGUCUUCCUCCACCAUCAAAGCUGGAAAGUCGUCAUAUGACCUGUAAUUGUGACGGAAUAAUGUUAUACAAAUACUUGACUAUAAAGCACAUAAUAUUGGGGUAAAGUUUAGCAGUACGAGUCCUUGACAGUACAAUGUAUGUUUUAUAUGGACACAAAAUUGAACUGUUACAUGGCAUUUCAUUUCUUAACCAUAUCUUAAAUUACCUUUGUUCUUGGCACAUGUAUUUAUCUAAGAUCAUGAAAUAAACAUUUGUCACUGUG
Mercenaria mercenaria is the source of this 8326-nucleotide messenger RNA. RefSeq lists its product as uncharacterized. Gene Ontology annotation, cellular component: trans-Golgi network membrane; AP-1 adaptor complex. Gene Ontology annotation, biological process: intracellular transport. NCBI's taxonomy places the organism in Eukaryota, Metazoa, Mollusca, Bivalvia, Venerida, Veneridae. The record is from RefSeq and is a predicted model, not a curated record. Bases 91 to 3123 code for a protein of 1010 amino acids. Gene Ontology annotation, molecular function: clathrin binding. The transcript is spliced from 10 exons.